Messenger RNA from Mizuhopecten yessoensis (Yesso scallop), 691 nucleotides. RefSeq lists its product as uncharacterized. The record is from RefSeq and is a predicted model, not a curated record. The transcript is spliced from 2 exons. Lineage: Eukaryota; Metazoa; Mollusca; Bivalvia; Pectinida; Pectinidae. The coding region runs from base 151 to 552 and encodes 133 amino acids.
AUAACGCCAGCACGGGAGAUCCCCGACUAUAGAACUUACUCCGGAACGUGAGUUUACGGACGGCGGCGCUAAACGGAAAAUAGACAAAAUUGACAAUUGAAUUUCAUUACGAAAAAAGGAAAUAUUUGGAACAAAAAUUUAAGAAACACCAUGAAUAUAAAAGAUGUUCCAACACUCUGCAUCGUAGUAACGUGGACGAUAGCACUUCUUUUACCUGUAUACACAAACGGAUUUCCUUACAAUUAUCCGGAAGACACGCCCGCUGCAGAUACUGACAUCACAUAUCAACCUUCCAAGAGAAAUGGAGACGGGUUAUCGUCCCUUUGUCCCGGAGGUGUUAACAAACUCCGAUGUAUACAUUCCUACCUAAGCCUCUACGCCAGAAUCCAGAACGGACUCACAGAUCCAGUUUCUGUCAGAAACAUCGGCAAACGAAAUAUGCCAUACGACAAAAAGGGAGUACUCAUGUGCCCUGCCGGCAUGGAUAAAUUUCAAUGUUAUGAUAACGCUAUCGAGUACUACAUCCGGGUAAUGAAGACGAUGUCAUCCUAAUAAACAGUGAUGACGUCAAAACGUGACGCAUAUGCAGAAUGUGAUGAUGAGGACUUUGUUGUAUUUUUCGUUCAAAUUUAUUUGGAAGUUGUUUAGGCAGGUGAAAAUGGGUGUAUUAAUAAAGUAUUUUUGAGAUUAA